AUGGCUAUCUGGGAGCAACUAGAAGUCUCAAAAGCCCAUGUCGCAUAUGCCUGUGUCGGUGUCUUUUCAUCGAUAUUCUCCUUAUUCUCACUUUAUGUGAAAGAAAAGCUUUAUAUUGGUGAGUCCACCGUAGCAGGUAUAUUUGGCCUUAUUGUGGGUCCCGUUUGUUUGAACUGGUUCAAUCCUUUGAAGUGGGGGAAUUCAGACAGUAUAACAUUAGAAAUAACAAGAAUAGUGUUAUGUUUGCAGAUUUUCGCCGUUGCUGUGGAACUGCCACGGAAGUAUAUGCUGAAACAUUGGGUGUCUGUGACGAUGCUUUUAUUACCAGUGAUGACAGCCGGAUGGCUUAUUAUCGGUCUCUUUGUUUGGAUUAUUAUACCUGGUUUAAACUUUCCUGCUAGUCUGUUGAUCUCUGCAUGCAUUACAGCAACAGAUCCUAUUUUGGCCCAGUCGGUCGUGUCCGGUAAGUUUGCACAAAGAGUCCCCGGUCAUUUAAGAAACCUACUUUCUGCAGAGUCAGGCUGUAAUGAUGGUAUGGCCUUUCCUUUUUUAUUUCUUUCUAUGAAUUUAAUCCUGCAUCCUGGUAAUGGAAGAGAAAUUGUAAAAGAUUGGUUUUGUGUUACUAUUCUAUACGAGUGCAUGUUCGGAUGCUUGCUAGGUUGUUUCAUUGGAUACGUUGGCAGAAUCACCAUCAGGUUUGCUGAAAAGAAAAACAUUAUCGACCGUGAGUCGUUCUUGGCGUUUUAUGUUGUCCUAGCAUUUAUGUGUGCAGGGUUCGGCUCCAUCUUGGGUGUGGAUGAUCUGUUGGUGUCAUUUGCAGCCGGUGCGACUUUCGCAUGGGAUGGAUGGUUCUCUCAAAAAACACAAGAAAGUAAUGUCUCCACUGUGAUUGAUUUGCUACUAAACUACGCGUAUUUUAUUUAUUUUGGUGCCAUUAUACCAUGGAGCCAAUUCAACAACGGUGAAAUUGGUACGAACGUUUGGCGUUUAAUCAUACUUUCUAUAGUGGUCAUUUUUUUACGUAGAAUCCCUGCAGUCAUGAUAUUAAGGCCACUUAUACCUGAUAUCAAAUCGUGGCGUGAGGCACUUUUUGUGGGUCAUUUCGGUCCUAUUGGUGUUGGUGCCAUUUUUGCUGCUAUAUUAGCCCGUGGUGAAUUAGAAUCGACCUUCAGUGAAGAACCAACUCCUUUGAAUGUAGUACCGUCUAAAGAAGUAACCAAACACUGGCAAUUAAUAGCCUGCAUAUGGCCUAUUACCUGUUUUUUUAUUGUUACCUCUAUUAUAGUUCAUGGUUCUUCGGUUGCCAUCAUAACACUAGGUCGUCAUCUGAACACAAUAACGUUAACUAAGACAUUCACUACUCAUACUACCAAUGGUGACAAUGGUAAAAGUUCUUGGAUGCAAAGAUUGCCUUCAUUGGAUAAAGCUGGAAGAUCCUUUUCCUUGCAUCGUAUGGAUACUCAAAUGACUCUAUCAGGAGAUGAAGGUGAAGAAGAAGAAGGAGGUCGUAAAGGAUUCACAGGAGGUGAAGAAGAGGAAGGACUAAACAAUGACGAAAUCGGUAACGUCGCGACGAGCGGUAUUCCUGCAAGACCUGCUGGUGGUAUGCCAAGAAGAAGAAAAUUGUCAAGAAAAGAGAAAAGACUAAACAGAAGACAAAAACUAAGGAACAAGGGUAGAGAAUUAUUUUCAUCUCGAUCUAAAAACGAUAUGUAUGAUGAUGAUGAAUUAAAUGAUUUAGGUAGAGAACGUCUGCAAAAAGAAAAGGAAGCACGCGCUGCCACGUUCGCAUUAAGCACAGCCGUCAAUACACAACAUAACGAAGAGAUUGGAAUGGGCGGAGAUGAGGAAGAGGAUGAAUACACACCAGAAAAGGAGUACAGCGACAAUUACAAUUACAAUUUCAACGAUAACGAUAAUACGCCAAGUUUUGAAUCAUCUACGGGAUCGUCAUCUCUACGAGAAAGAAGAUAUAUACCAAGAAACCUUCAUGAUGAAGAAGGGGAGGAAAGUGAAAUCGAAAGCGAAGAUGAGACUGAAGACGAAAGUGGAAGGUCAAUGGCCAGUAGCGAAGAAAGAAGAAUUCGAAAAAUGAAAGAAGAAGAAAUGAAACCUGGAACGGCUUACCUUGACGGCAAUAGAAUGAUUAUUGAAAAUAAGCAAGGUGAGAUCUUGAACCAAGUCGAUAUUGAGGAUCGCAACAGGGCGAAAGAUGACGAAGCCAGUGUUGAUAGUACGACCCAUUCAAGCUUGACGACUACAAUGACCAAUAUAUCCAGUGGCAGUGCUGGAAGGUUAAAGAGAAUUUUAACUCCUACUUCCUUAGGAAAGAUACACUCGUUGGUCGAUAAAGGGAAGGAUAAAAAUAAAAAUAAGUAUCAUGCAUUUAAGAUAGACAAUCUGUUAAUCAUUGAAAAUGAGGAUGGCGAUGUUAUAAAAAGAUACAAGAUAAAUCCACAUAAAUCUGAUGACGAUAGAAGUAAGAACCGUCCAAGAAAUGAUAGCGUUGUAUCAAGGGCCUUAACAGCCGUUGGGUUAAAGAGCAAAGCAAACAGUGGCGUACCGCCUCCAGUAGACGAAGAGAAGGCCAUCGGAGGACCUCCAACGAAAGGUCCUGGGAUGCUAAAGAAAAGAACAUUAACACCUGCACCUCCGAGGGGAAUUCAAAGUUCGUUAGAUCUGGAAGAUGAAGAAUCAUCUGAGGAAGACUUGGGUGAUAGCUACACCAUGGACGAUAGUGAAGAUUACGACGAUAAUGCCUACGAAUCGGAAACCGAGUUCGAAAGACAAAGAAGAUUAAAUGCGUUGGGUGAAGUGGAAGCACCGGCCGACCAAGAUGAUGAGGAGUUACCGCCGUUACCUGUAGAGGCGCAAAUAGAGAAUGAUGGUCCUGGCACUGCCGAAGGAAAAAAGAAGCAAAAGAGCGCUGUUAAGUCUGCUCUAUCAAAAACACUUGGUCUUAAUAAGUAG
Saccharomyces mikatae IFO 1815 is the source of this 2970-nucleotide messenger RNA. It is a transcript of the gene NHA1, whose product is annotated as Nha1p. NCBI's taxonomy places the organism in Eukaryota, Fungi, Ascomycota, Saccharomycetes, Saccharomycetales, Saccharomycetaceae. The record is from RefSeq and is a predicted model, not a curated record. Gene Ontology annotation, molecular function: sodium:proton antiporter activity; potassium ion transmembrane transporter activity. The coding region runs from base 1 to 2970 and encodes 989 amino acids. Gene Ontology annotation, cellular component: plasma membrane. Gene Ontology annotation, biological process: sodium ion export across plasma membrane; proton export across plasma membrane; intracellular potassium ion homeostasis. The transcript has a single exon.